CGAAACGUUCGUAAGGACUCCAAAAUAUAUCCCGAAGCCGGUCCUUGACUAUCACCCGAAACGCCUUGACCAUUCUCACCGCAACGGUGGCGGCGGCGAGACGAGUCAAAACAUAAUCCGCAUACUGGCGGAUACUUAUAUACAGAUCGGUGCAACACACUAGUGCAUAUUAUCUGACGUUCUUUAUUAAUCUAGAUUAAAACGAUACUUGUUUACAUUUUUUUUUGUUACAAUGGGCAAAGCAACAGAAUUAAAGUUAGAAGCGGAAAUUACCAGAAACGAGUAUGACUCGUUUAAAUCGUCAUUCGCUCAAAUCGGUACGAUUAUCGUACAAAAUGUAAUCAUGUUGGGCUUCGGCAUGUCUCUGGCCAUACCUACAGUAGUAAUAGGAUCACUGUUAUCGGAUGAUGACGGAUACGAUGGCGGUGGUGGCAGCAGCACUGUAACGCUGUCAAAAAAUGAAGCCUCGUGGUAUGGCAGCGUGCUGCUCGUGUGUCAUCCGACAGGCGGCCUUCUAUCUGGCGUACUCCAGGAAAUUAUCGGCCGCAAAUGGUGCAUGGCCUUUGUCAGCUUGCCUCAGCUGAUAGGCUGGUAUGUCUUGUGGAAAGCCACAACCUCGCUUGACUUGUACGUCUCUUGCGUGGCACUCGGCCUUAGCAUGGGAUUGAGCGAGGCUCCCGUUCUCACAUACGUAGGGGAGGCCGUUGAGCCUAAACUUCGAGGACCCCUGUCGUCCGUUUCCACAUUUACUAUCAUGCUGGGAUCGUUUGUAGCUUAUCUCAUGUCUACAGCUCUUCAUUGGCGAACAAUAGCCAUGAUUAAUAUGUCCGUACCCAUAAUUUCCUUCGUCGCCAUCGUACUUCUAACAACCGAAUCACCAAUAUGGUUACUGUCGAGGAAUCGAUCUAGCGAAGCAAAAAAGUCUUUGGCCUAUCUGAGGGGAUGUAUUAGCACAGACCAAGUGGAAGAAGAGUUCUCCGAGCUAUCCGUUUACGCGGGUUAUAACAAAUGUGCGGAUCCCGAAGAGUAUGGCGACUGCGGAUGCGAUCAGCGACGACUGUCCUACGUCAAAUAUCUGCAAAUCAACACGACUGACGACGUAACCACCGAAGAUCCUAAUUACGCCAAACGCUCGGCCGGGAUCUCAUGGAUGGACUCUUUUAAACAAUUUUGGUCUCCAGAAUUAUACCGACCAUUUGCGUUCAUCAUGUUGUUCUUUUUCUUUUGGUGUUUCGCCACGUUUAUUCCGGCCAAGCCAUAUUUGAUUAGCGUUUUUGCGGACAUUGGACUACCGUGCACCGCUCACUGGACAUUGGUUUACACUUCCGUUUUAACACUGGUGGGCACCCUGUUGAACGUGCUUACCGUCGCUAAAUUCGGCAAACGCCCCAUAACUUUAGUGUCGAUGACUCUGUGCGCUUCCUCAAUGUUGGGCAUAGGUUUUUACUUGGUAGGCGUUAAUCACUUUUCGUUGGUAUGCCCGUGGAUACCCAUGUUACUACUGAACACAUUGUUCUUUUUUUCCGGUUACGGCGUGUUCCCCAUACCAUGGAUGUUGGUCAGCGAAAUUUACCCAACUAAGGGUCGAGGAAUUGUGAGCGGUUUAACGGCAGCCAUGGCGUUCUCGAUGUCGUUCGUUUUCACCAAGUCGUUUUUACAGACCCAAGCUUUGCUCACCCUGCCAGGACUAUUUGUUACCUACGGGGCUGUCACUCUGAUCGGCACUUUAUAUUUGUACGCUUGCAUGCCCGAGACGGAAAAUAAGACUUUGCAAGAAAUAGAAAAAUUCUUUAUCGGAGAUUUGGACAGCCACGACAACGAUUGAAGUGCACGGCUCAUUUUAGAGUUUAAUUUAUUCCUAACUAUGAUACUUGAACAUCGACUUGUUUAGUACUUCUUUUUGAGUACCUGCGGUUUCGUUAGUUAAUUUAUUGAACAACUAUUAUUUAUUUAUUUAUUUAUUUAUUUAUUUCCACAACAUAAGCUAUAAGGUACCUAAAUAGGUACAAAAUAUAAUAUAAAACUGCAGCCUUAACAGAAGUUAUUGUGUAUAUUUUUAAG
Molecule: messenger RNA, 2061 nt
Organism: Adelges cooleyi (spruce gall adelgid)
Lineage: Eukaryota; Metazoa; Arthropoda; Insecta; Hemiptera; Adelgidae
Product: facilitated trehalose transporter Tret1-like
Exons: 6
Coding region: 233-1825 (530 amino acids)
Biological process (GO): transmembrane transport
Molecular function (GO): transmembrane transporter activity
Source: RefSeq, a predicted model, not a curated record